This is a messenger RNA of Saprolegnia diclina VS20, 788 nucleotides long. RefSeq lists its product as hypothetical. The coding region runs from base 47 to 706 and encodes 219 amino acids. The transcript has a single exon. Lineage: Eukaryota; Oomycota; Saprolegniomycetes; Saprolegniales; Saprolegniaceae. The record is from RefSeq and is a predicted model, not a curated record.
GGUGCACACAAGAUAUGCUGCAAGGUCGCAGUUGACAAUUGCUCUCAUGCGGCGCGCGCGAACGCAGAGCCAUCUCUCUGUGGCACCCGACUGCCGCGGCACCCGCAGGUCGACAGAGACGAAGACAACUUGUCCCAUUUGCCUCGACGACCUCGCGGCACAGUCGGUCUUCACCGCCGAGUGCGGCCAUGCCUUUCACUUUGGCUGCCUCCUCGAAAACAUCAACCACGACCAAGCGAACGCGACCAAGUGCCCCAUCUGCCGCAAAGUGCAAGUGCAGUGGCCGACACCGACCCGCGGGCGCGCGAAUGCCCACCCGUUCUGCACACACUGCGGCACCCGUAGCGUCGGUGAUCCGUGGUGCCACAGCUGCGGGUACUCGCUCGCCGACACGCCCCGCGCGCGGGCGCGAAGCCAGCCAUUCGAGCCGGACGACGUCGCGCUGCAGUGCUAUGUGUGCCACGUUCAGUUUCUAGUGAGCACGCGCGCACGAGGUCGCGUAGAGUGCCCGAACGGACACGUCUUUGCCCUUGUGGCGCCUGUCUCGAGCAACAAUAGCUCAGCGAGGAGUCGCGCCACGUCCGCCGCCACCGUGCACUGUACCAUGUGCCGCACCGACGUCAAGAUUCCACCUGGUAGUCCAGCGGGGCAGUACGUUUGUCCCCGCCAGCACGCCUUUUACUACAAGCCACGCGGCCGCGAGUAGCGCUAAUACAUGUGGAGCGAGCUGCUCGAGCGAUACCUAGUAAGUACACCACUGCACAUAUAGAUAGAAUAGGUGUCUCGCG